AUGCUUAUAGGAAUUAAAUGGAAUAGUUCGACUACCAAUACUUUAACCUGUAUGGCACUCGCUACUUCUGUUAUAGCCUAUGGAUUGGCUCUGAAUAUUACACCAAGACUCUUUGCUAUUAAUGUAAGAUCAACCAUAUUUGGAAGUUGCCACUCGUCUGGUCAAUUGGGCGUGAUCAUUUGUUAUCUCAUAGUCAUGUUUAAAGUCAUGAAUAGUUUUACACUCAUGAUAGUUGAAACUGUCAUAGUGGUUUGCUUGACAUGUUUAUGCUAUUUUUGUCCUGAUGUGGAUGGAAGAGAACUGCCGGAUGUCUUGGAAGAUAUGGAUUAUUUUUCUGAAUUAUCAAAGCCUCUCCGUUGGGCGACGCAGAAAACAAAUUCACCGUCCCACGAAGAGGUUGAAAUACGUGUUCACUCUUUCGGUAGCGCUGGGCAAAAUUUAUCAAACAAUCGCUCAGACGAGCGUCUGCCAGCGAGGCGAAUUGGACACUUAAGUAAAUGGCCUUUAUUGAGACGAUUAACUAACAAUUUCCUGCGAACGUUUCGUAAAAAGAAUUAA
Molecule: messenger RNA, 558 nt
Organism: Danaus chrysippus (African queen)
Lineage: Eukaryota; Metazoa; Arthropoda; Insecta; Lepidoptera; Nymphalidae
Source: the annotation of a GenBank genome assembly